Cyphomyrmex costatus is the source of this 219-nucleotide messenger RNA. Its product is annotated as phosphonates import ATP-binding protein PhnC-like. Gene Ontology annotation, molecular function: ATP binding; ATP hydrolysis activity. The annotation marks the transcript as partial. The record is from RefSeq and is a predicted model, not a curated record. NCBI's taxonomy places the organism in Eukaryota, Metazoa, Arthropoda, Insecta, Hymenoptera, Formicidae. The transcript has a single exon.
CGCGUCGAGUCGCUCUCCAAGUCAUUCGGCCAGGUCGAGGCACUCGACAACGUGACGAUCGACUUCAGUCUCGCCAAGUUCAACGUGUUGCUUGGGCUUUCAGGAUCGGGCAAGUCGACCCUCCUACGGCACAUGAAUGGCCUCUACACUCCCACGAGCGGCAAGGCCGUCACCCUCGGAGUCGACGUCUCGAAUGCCUCUGGGGAUGCACUGCGCUCG